Leptosomus discolor (cuckoo roller) is the source of this 1378-nucleotide messenger RNA. Lineage: Eukaryota; Metazoa; Chordata; Aves; Leptosomiformes; Leptosomidae. The record is from RefSeq and is a predicted model, not a curated record.
AUGAUCAACCUGAAUGUGGAUGAUGAUGUACAGUUUGUUAGAAGAAGUCUGAAAGUCAAAAAGCCUCGAUUUGAUGCAUCCUUGGUUUAUUUGACCCGAAGAUUCAUGGAUCUUGUCAAAACAGCUCCAGAUGGUGUCCUUGAUUUAAAUGAAGUAGCAACAACGCUUGGAGUACGAAAACGAAGAGUUUAUGACAUCACCAAUGUGUUGGAUGGAAUCCACUUAAUUCAGAAAAGAUCUAAGAAUCUUAUCCAGUGGGUAGGUUCUGAUCUUGACCAAGUUGUUGGAAAAGCACCAGAGCAUCAAAACCUUAAAGAUGAACUCUCUGACUUGUCAGCCAUGGAAGAAGCUCUGGAUGAAUUAAUCAAGGAUUGUGCUCAUCAGUUAUUUGAACUAACGGAUGACAAAGAAAAUGCAAAACUAGCUUACGUGACAUAUCAAGAUAUCCGUAGCAUUCAGGCAUUUCAAGGACAGAUAGUGAUUGCAAUCAAAGCUCCAGAGGAAACCAAAUUGGAAAUACCAAUUCCUAAAGAAGAUUGCAUAGAAGUACAUGUGAAGAGCACAAAAGGACCCAUUGAUGUGUAUCUGUGUGAGGUGGAACAGGAGAAGUCAGGUGCCAAAACUUUUGAAGAGAUGGAUACUGUCCCUUCUGAAACUGAGCCUUCAGUUCCUCCUGAUGAAGAUGGCAGAUUAAUUACAAAAAUCUAAUACAGAAUGUAAAUAUCUGUGAUAUAGAGCUUUUCCAAAGCCGCUUGGAUCUGCAAACUUACUAACCAGAAAUGUUCCAAAGUGUUUUAAAUUUAAAACAGCAGUGGGUUGGUUGAGUGCUGUCACAGGAACAGGAUUGCUUAUCUUCCCACGUCGAAAGAUGGCAGUUCCUAGAGUUGCUUUUAGGAGCUUUGUUUUCAUAAUUGCAUGUGAUCUACAGAGCUUUGGGAAAAUGGUAUUUUUAGCUUAUGAAAUAAUUUUAAAUGAUGGAAAACACAGACAAUUACUUCUAAAAAUGAAGAUUUGAAAACUAUUUCUGGAAUGAUCUGCAAUCCUUAUGAGAAUGUAUAUAAUAAAAGCACUUUUCAGUUCUGAGGCUGCACUACUACUAAGCAGAAUUGUCACAUGAGUGUAACAAAGAACUGGUGUAUCAGAAGCCUUCACUAGAGGGAAGAUGUAAAUAUCAUGAGAGUUAUGCCUUACACUGUGUAGAUGCUGUUUGCAUUGUUUGCAUCCAGCUCUGCAUGAACUAUGGUAUCAACACUGAAGUUAAAUAACUGGGCUUUUUGUAUAUAUCUGUAUCAUGUCUAGGUAGUUACUGAUGUAGAUUUAUUGAGAUGGUUUGCAUUUCUGCCUUUGUACAGCAAAGAAAUAAAAUAAGCUUAUAAAA